UCAUCGGCCCUCUCUCCAGCCCUCAGAAGCUAAGCGCUGCUGUCUAGAACCGGCUUCAACUUACCAUCUUACAAUCAUGUCCGAAGCAGCUAUCUCCUUCGCCAAGGACUUUUUGGCCGGUGGCGUGGCCGCAGCUAUCUCUAAGACCGCUGUAGCACCUAUUGAAAGAGUCAAGCUUCUGCUGCAAGUCCAACAUGCAAGCAAACAGAUCACAGUAGACAAGCAGUAUAAGGGCAUUAUAGACUGUGUUGUUCGUAUCCCCAAAGAACAAGGUUUUCUGUCUUUUUGGCGUGGUAAUCUUGCCAAUGUGAUCAGAUAUUUCCCAACCCAGGCCCUCAACUUUGCCUUCAAAGACAAAUACAAGAAGAUCUUCCUGGAUAACGUUGACAAGAGGACCCAGUUCUGGCGUUACUUUGCUGGAAACCUGGCAUCUGGUGGAGCUGCUGGUGCUACCUCCCUCUGUUUCGUCUACCCUCUUGACUUUGCCAGAACCCGUCUGGCUGCUGAUGUUGGAAAGGCUGGAGCUGGGCGAGAAUUCAAUGGCCUUGGAGACUGCUUAGUCAAGAUCUUUAGGUCUGAUGGUCUCAAGGGUCUCUACCAAGGUUUCAAUGUAUCUGUUCAGGGCAUCAUCAUUUACAGAGCAGCAUACUUUGGAAUCUAUGACACAGCUAAAGGCAUGCUUCCAGACCCAAAGAACACACACAUUAUCAUCAGCUGGAUGAUUGCUCAAUCUGUAACGGCAGUGGCUGGCUUUGCAUCCUAUCCCUUUGACACUGUUCGUCGUCGUAUGAUGAUGCAGUCGGGAAGGAAAGGAGCGGAUAUCAUGUACUCUGGAACAAUUGACUGCUGGAAGAAGAUCGCUCGUGAUGAGGGCUCCAAGGCUUUCUUCAAGGGGGCCUGGUCCAAUGUACUAAGAGGAAUGGGCGGUGCUUUUGUGCUAGUGUUGUAUGAUGAGAUGAAGAAAUAUAUCUAAAUGUGUCAAGUUUAGAUGUCUCCAUGACCUGGCAUGCUGUAUUAUAUACCAUACCCUCAACAUCCAUGGACUUUUUUGUCAAACACACCUUUAUUUAUAAAAAUACAACUGGUAAUACUUUACUGGUUUUAAUAUUCUGGGAAUCAAUUCAACUACAUCUUGGGGAUCAAACCUACUGCACCUCCAACUUAAGAUAUUAACAUUAAUCAUUCCCUUUGUCUGUUUACUGCCAUUGGUGUUUAUAAUGUAGUUUGGCAUUUGCAUAUACUUCUCUGGCAGUGACUGGACAUAACAUUAUGGGACUCAACGCUCCUUUAUUUUUUUUAUUUCAGUCAUUCAUGGUUUUUAAGUAUCUUAGGUUUGAGGAAAUAAAAAAGAAAAUAUGGAUCUA
Messenger RNA from Bombina bombina (fire-bellied toad), 1364 nucleotides. RefSeq names its product solute carrier family 25 member 5 (gene SLC25A5). NCBI's taxonomy places the organism in Eukaryota, Metazoa, Chordata, Amphibia, Anura, Bombinatoridae. Gene Ontology annotation, molecular function: ATP:ADP antiporter activity. The coding region runs from base 77 to 973 and encodes 298 amino acids. The transcript has 4 exons. Gene Ontology annotation, biological process: mitochondrial ADP transmembrane transport; mitochondrial ATP transmembrane transport. The record is from RefSeq and is a predicted model, not a curated record. Gene Ontology annotation, cellular component: mitochondrial inner membrane.